UUGGACAGUGUUGAGGAACUAAGAGAGAGAAAGGAUAGAUACUACGAAGUAGAGAGAGAGAGAGAGAGCGCUUUCGAUCAAUUUGCAGUCACUUCUAUAAAGCGACGGAAAAUUGUUCAACUGGAUUCUAUCACUUCUGCAACAAUCCCUAUCUAGAUUUUCCAUUUCUUUUGAUGAUCAAAUUAUAAGGUCUUGAAGUCAAGAAAGGGGAUAUCUGGUGUUGGGCAAUGUCUCUCAGUAAAGACCUUCUCUUCUUGAUCUUACAGUUUUGUAAUGAGGAAGAUCUCAAAAGAACUGCUCACAUGCUUGAGCAGGAAACAGGUUUAUUCUUUGACAUGAAGUAUUUCAAGGAUCUUGUGCUUAGUGGCAAUUGGGAUGAAGCUGAGAGAUACCUUUCGGGUUUCAUCAAACUCGAAGAUGACAAGUAUUCGAAAAAAAUCUAUUUUGAAAUUCGGAAACAAAAGUUCCUUGAGGCACUGGAUGAACAUGAUUGUGCAAGGGCUUUAGAUAUCCUUAUGAAAGAUCUAAAAGUUUUUGCCCCAUCAAACGAAGAGCUGUACAAGGAAAUGACAAUGCUCCUGACUUUAGAUGAUUUCAGAAAACACGAGUCAUUCACCUUGUUUGGCGAUACAUUGUCUGCUAGAAAACACAUGAUGAAUGAACUUCAAAAUAUUAUCGAGGAAAAUCCCAUUUUCCAUGAAAAACUGAAGUUUCCUCACAUCAAUAUGUCAAGGUUGAGGCGCCUUGUUAACCAAAGCUUAAAUUGGCAGCAUAUUCUUUGCUCACAUCCACAGGAAAAUCCCGAUAUAAAGACCCUCUUUACAGAUCAUCAAUGUCCGCUGCCCAAUCAUCCAUUUGGUGAAUCAAUUGAGAUCAAUCCGUUGCCUUCUAGAGCCACGUCAGUGUCAGUCUCACCUUUCUCUAGCAAGGAGGCUUCUGAUCUAUCUACUGUAACGCAAUCUAUAGUUUCUGAGGAGGCUCUUGACCUUAGUGCUCAAACCAACCCAGAUGCAACUGUGAAAGGGUUCAUGGAUUUUGAUAAUACAUCCAAAACAAGGUCCACUGGAACUUUGGAUAAGGUGGCAUCAUCCAUAACUUUGUCCAUCCAAAGUGACAGUUCUGUAUUCAACAUCCCUGAUGAUUUGCCCAAGACUGUUGGACGCAUUUUGAAUGAGGAAUCUUCUCCGACAAGCAUGGAUUUUCACCCUGUUCAGCAUACGUUUCUUCUAGUUGGAACCAGUGUUGGGGAUGUAGGGUUGUGGGAAGUUGCUUCUGGGGAGAAACUGUUUUCAAGUAAAUUUAGUGUUUGGAAGAUCAAAACUAUUUCAAUGGCAUUCUUGGCGACUCUGCUCAAAGAUCCACGUGUCUCGGUUAAUCGUAUAAUAUGGAGCCCUGAUGGUUUGCUAUUCGGGGUUGCAUAUUCAAAACAUAUUGUGCAAUUAUAUUCUUAUCAUGGUGGCUGUAACAUCCGGAAACAAUUGGAGAUUGAUGCACAUGCUGGAGGUGUAAAUGAUCUUGCAUUCUCCAAACCAAAAGAGCAACUUCUUGUUGUAACCUGUGGUGAUGACAAGUUGAUACAGGUGUGGGAUGUAAUUACUGGUGCCAAACAAUAUUCUUUUGAAGGUCAUGGGGCCCCGGUUUACUCCAUUUGUCCUCGGACAAUGGGAAUUAUCCAUUUUCUGUUUUCAACAUCACUGAAUGGAGAGAUUAAAGCAUGGUUCUAUGAUGAUAUGGGAGCAAGGGUAGAGUAUGAUGCUCCUAGACACUGUUGCACAAGAAUGGCGUAUAGUUCUGAUGGUUAUAGGCUCUUUUCAUGUGGGACCACUAAAAGCGGAGAGUCAGUCUUCGUUGAGUGGGAUGAACGUGAAGGUUGUGUGAAGAGGACCUACCAAGGGCUUUGCAAUUGUUCAUCAGAAGUUGUACAGUUUGAUACAUGCAAGAACCAGUUUUUGGCUGCUGGUGAUGACCAUUUAAUCAAAUUUUGGGAUAUAGACCACGAAGAACUUCUGACAACUAUUGAUGCAGAAGGAGACCUUCCUGCAACUCCAUUUAUUUGCUUCAAUAAGAAAGGCACAUUAUUGGCUGUUCUAACAAAUCAUAAUGGAAUCAAGAUCUUGGCAAAUGAUAAUGGCCUUCGGUUGUUGCAAAUUUCUGGAUAUCAUUCCGAUGAUGUCUCAAGAGUUCUCUCAGAAACUUUAAGAAAGCUUGCAAUCAAUCCAACUCCAACCGUCACUAGCCCUGGAGUUACAGAUGGAAAUGUCCCUUGGGUGGGUAGUCCUGGAAAGGAUGGAGAUGCAGGUAACUUGGAGAAACCCGAUGACGUAUCAGAGGAAGCGGAUGACAUAUCAGAGGAAUCGGAUGACGUGUCAGAGGAGGAAUCCGAAUCAGAUGACGUGUCAGAGGAGGAAUCCGAAUCGGAUGAUGUGUCAGAGGAGGAAUCCGAAUCGGAUGACGUAUCAGAGGAGGAAUCUGACGACGCAUCAGAGGCAGAACCCGAUGGCGUAUCAGAGGUUCCAAAUUUCUCUGAAAUUAAUGUACCCUCACAGUGCCAGUCCCUGAAUCUCCCUUCUGAACUGAAAACAGACAAGCAGAUUUCGAAGCUGGUCUAUACUAAUGCAGGUAAUGCCAUUUUGGCAUUAUCAGGAAAUGGCAUUCAUCUAAUGUGGAAAUGGUCACAACAUCAACCUAAUGUGAGUGGCAAGGUGACCACAAAGGUUCCCCCUCAAAUAUGGAAACCGGAGAGUGGAUUACUGAUGACAAAUGAUUUCACUGGCAUUAACUUUGAAGAGGUCUGGCCUUGUUUUGCUUUGUCCAAAAAUGAUUAUUAUGUCGUGUCAGCAUCAGGGGGGAGGAUUUCUCUCUUCGAUACCAUGACAUUUAAGAUGCAGCAGAUCAUGACAACUUUCAAGCCUCCACCGCCUGCUGCAACAUGUAUUGUUUUCUAUCCCCAAGAUAACAAUAUAAUUGCAAUUGGCAUGGAUGAUUCAACAAUCAUGAUUUAUAACAUUCGUGUAAAUGUGGUUAUAAGAAAGCUCAAGGGUCACUAUAAAAGAGUAACCAGCCUUGCCUUCUCUAAUGUACUGAAAGUGCUCGUCUCUUCUGGAUUUGAUUCUCAGAUUAUUGUGUGGGAUUUUAGUCGUGGGGAAAAGAAGAAAAGUGCACGGUUGUAUGAUUGGUUGAUAUUAAGACCAUCAAAUACCCAUGUCCAAUUCCACCAGGAUCAGAUGCACUUCCUCGCUGUGCAUGAGAAUGUUAUUGCAAUAUAUGAAGCAACAGAACUAGAACUUGUGAAGCAGUGGGUCAAUGGAGCCUUCCGUGCGCGGAUCUCCCAUGCCACAUUCUCAUGCAAUUGCCAGUUAGUAUGUGCCGGAUUUCUGGAUGGAACUGUGUUAAUAUUUGGUGCUUCAAAUCUCGAUCUACGAGCCCAGAUUAAUCCUGGUGCUUACCUUCCAUCUCACGUCAGUAGUUCCGACGUAUAUCCGUCUGUCAUUGCUGCUCAUCCGAAAGAGCCAAACCAGUUUGCCUUUGGGCUAACAAAUGGUGAGGUCGUCAUCGUUGAGCCUCUAGAAUCUGAAGGUAAAUGGGGUUUGCUGCAACCAGUUGACGAUGAAUCAUAUAACGAAAAGCAAGCCGACGAUAUUCCUGCUAGCUAUCCUUAGAAAAGAUUGAACAAUAAGAUGGUUUCAAUCCUUAUUUUGGUUUACUAUUGAGUAAAAAUGUAGUGGCACAAACCAGCUAGACGAGGGAGGGUAUAUGUACAUAUAAAUAUUAUAUAUAAAAAAUUUUGCCCCUUGUUCAUGAUGCUUUGCCUUCUCUUUAGCCCUUCUUUACUUUUAGGAGAAUGCUAUUUAGAACCAAAAUUCAAGUUUUGGCCUUAUCUAAGGACAGAAAUUCUUGGGCUAACAUUCUCCCGUACUUUGUUACAAAGUCUUUGGUGUGACACCGGUCAAAGACUAUGUUAGACAGUGUUGCAUACCCGUUCACAUAUGCCCAAGUCUUUUUUCGUUCGGAUUGGAUGUGGGACAAGCUACCUUAACAUCUAGAAUGCACCAGUCAAAUACUCAUUGAUCCAAGUGUGUUAACCUAG
This is a messenger RNA of Cornus florida, 4087 nucleotides long. Its product is annotated as topless-related protein 1-like. NCBI's taxonomy places the organism in Eukaryota, Viridiplantae, Streptophyta, Magnoliopsida, Cornales, Cornaceae. Gene Ontology annotation, biological process: regulation of DNA-templated transcription. The record is from RefSeq and is a predicted model, not a curated record. The coding region runs from base 228 to 3659 and encodes 1143 amino acids. The transcript is spliced from 27 exons. Gene Ontology annotation, molecular function: protein binding.